UGUCACUUACCAUAUAAUUCAACAUGGCAACUCGAUGGGGACUGUGUGGUGCAGGGAAGAUCAGCCAUGACUUCAGUGUGGCUAUGAAGACUCUGCCUCCUGGAGAUCACCAGAUAGCAGCCGUUGCAUCAAGGAGCUUGGAGCGAGCCAAGGAGUUUGCCAAGAAGCAUGGUAUUCCCAAAGCUUAUGGCAGCUAUGAGGAGCUGGCCAACGACCCGGAUAUUGACGCUGUACACCUGGGAGUGCUGCACACAGAGCAUUGGCGAGUUGGUCAGCUGCUCCUUGAGGCUGGGAAGAACGUGUUGUGUGAGAAGCCUUUUGCCAUGAAUGCAAGAGAGGUGAAAGACCUUGUCGCCUCAGCCAAGAAAAACAACGUCUUUCUGAUGGAGGCCAUCUGGUCCCGCUGUUUCCCCUUGCACGGUGAAGUGCGUAGACUUCUGGCAGAUGAGGCAGUAGGCGAGGUGAAGCUGGUAAAGGCCUACUUCGGCUCCCCUCAGCUACACAUCCCUCGUUCAGUGCAGAAGGAGCUGGGUGGUGGCGGGCUGCUGGAUAUCGGAGUGUACUGCUUGCAGUUUUUGCUGAUGGUGUUCAAAGGAGAAAGGCCAGAGACCAUCCAAGCCACAGGGGUUCUACUUGACUCAGGAGUGGAUGAGUCCAUGGUCGUGGUGAUGAAGUUCUCCAGGAACAGGAUUGCCUUCUGUGCCUUCUCAAUCUCUACACAACUUUCAAACGAUGCUGUCAUCAGCGGCACCAAGGGCUCCAUUAAAGUUGUUGGCCCUAUGCACUGCCCGACAACGCUUGUGGUGAACGGUAAGGAGACUGAGUAUCCUCUGCCUGAACCCUGCCUGCCUCUGAAUUUCACCAACAGCACCGGGCUUCGCUACGAGGCAGAGGAAGUGAGGCAGUGCCUGCUGAAAGGACUUAAGGAGAGCCCACGGAUGCCUCUGGCAGACUCUGUCUUACUGACAGAGAUCAUGGAUGAAAUCAGGAAGCAGGUGGGAGUUGCCUACAGCCAGGACAGCCAGUGACAUCACUCCAAAGCCGGUCUGUUUCACCUGACCUAAACCUACUCAGACAGAACGGAGGGAGCUGCUCCAGGCAGGCUUUGGAUCUUUGGUAUAAGAAGAUCACGCAAGGCAUUGAAUGAAAAAGCCUGAGCAGACCCCGCAUCACAGAGGCUGCAGAAUAUAAUAUAUGUUAUAUAAAGGUACAAUCAGCAAAUUAUUCCUAAUGUGAAUCUCAGGAACAUUUUUAUGUUUUCAUAAAUACCUCUUUGCUGUCUAAAGGCCAGUUAGAGCUUUUCUACCAUAGAGCGACCAUGUAAACACCUUGUUCGUUCGUGCAAUACAGUGCAUGUCAAACACUAUCAGAUUAAAAAAGAUUUGGUUGGAAACAUGUCUUAAACCAGAUAAAUCCUGAUGUAAACAGAUAGAGCAACUAUGUCAUGUGUAACCCUUUCUGUAAUCAAGUCCCGAGCCUUAAAAGAUAAACCCAGCUGUCACUGCAAGGUGUGUGAUUGAUGAAUCCAAUAAAGGACUGAUUGUGA
This is a messenger RNA of Notolabrus celidotus (New Zealand spotty), 1546 nucleotides long. Its product is annotated as trans-1,2-dihydrobenzene-1,2-diol dehydrogenase-like. The record is from RefSeq and is a predicted model, not a curated record. Bases 24 to 1028 code for a protein of 334 amino acids. NCBI's taxonomy places the organism in Eukaryota, Metazoa, Chordata, Actinopteri, Labriformes, Labridae. The transcript has 7 exons. Gene Ontology annotation, molecular function: nucleotide binding.